CCGAUCCGAUCAUGCAGGCGCUCCUACGCAACGGCGGCGCGCGCGCGCUCGCGAACGCGGGCCGCGGCGCGUUCGCGCCCGCGGGGACGUCCGCGUCUUCGCUCAUCGCCCCCACCGCGGGGACGCUCGGAUCCCCGCGAUGGAUCGGGGACACGGGCGUGCCGGAGAAUUACGGUCAGUGGAAGGACGGAGGCCCGGGGACGGGGUUCUUGGGGACGCCGAAGAACCAUCGCGAGCUCCUGGAGAAGCGACCGAUGAGCCCGGACGUGUUGGACAUCGACGGCGAGCGCGUGCACUACAAGUUUCCCGCGGUGGCGCUGUCGUCCAUCACGAAUCGCGUCACCGGGUGCGUCCUCAGCGGCGGCGUCGCGUUCGGCGGCGUGCUUUCUUUCGUCGGCGGGCCGGAGACCUUGCCCGCGUUCGUGGAAGGGUUCAAAUCCUGGCUGCCGUUCAUGGUGUACCCGACGAAGCUCGCGUUUGGGUUUCCGUUUGUCUAUCACACGCUCGGGGGAUUCCGUCACCUGUACUGGGAUAAGACCACCGAGGGGAUCGAUAACCAGAGCGCGAAAGCGAGCUCGAUCGCGCUGUUCGCCGCGUCCGGGGGGAUCAGCGCGAUGAUCGCGGGGUGGACGUUCUGAUUCGCGGACCGAGGCGGAGGCGCGCCGAAGAGAGGCGGUGGCUUUUGUAAAACAAAAAAAUUCUUUGCGUU
Molecule: messenger RNA, 709 nt
Organism: Micromonas pusilla CCMP1545
Lineage: Eukaryota; Viridiplantae; Chlorophyta; Mamiellophyceae; Mamiellales; Mamiellaceae
Exons: 2
Coding region: 12-638 (208 amino acids)
Biological process (GO): mitochondrial electron transport, succinate to ubiquinone; tricarboxylic acid cycle
Cellular component (GO): membrane
Molecular function (GO): electron transfer activity; oxidoreductase activity, acting on the CH-CH group of donors
Source: RefSeq, a predicted model, not a curated record